Molecule: messenger RNA, 1269 nt
Organism: Didymella exigua CBS 183.55
Lineage: Eukaryota; Fungi; Ascomycota; Dothideomycetes; Pleosporales; Didymellaceae
Exons: 1
Coding region: 1-1269 (422 amino acids)
Molecular function (GO): protein binding
Source: RefSeq, a predicted model, not a curated record
AUGGGAUUUUUCCACCUCCACCGCACUAGCAGCGCCUCCUCUUCCCGUUCAGGCUCAUCUGCACACUCCUUUACAUCGAACUAUGGUACGCCGAGAAGCAGCACCGAUUCGACAGGCGACUACAUGACUGCGACAAUCAAACCUCACUCGAUCCCGGUGCGGGCUCCUCUCCUAAAUCUCCCCUUGGAAAUCCUGCAGCAUGUCGCCAGCUAUCUGGAUGACGCCUCGGCCUCCGCUCUCAGUCUCUCGAACCGCCAACUUUGCUACGCUAUCGGGACGGGCCGACUUUCCAACUACAUCUCAUCUGCAUCAAGUCGGUUUGACGCACGUGACCGCAUGGAAGACACCAUCGAGCGCGCACUCCCCGGCUCCUGGCACUGCGCGUGGUGCGAUAAAUUCCACCCCUGGUCCGCGACCGACACUCCUGUAUCUGCAUCACAAACCCUCCGAAAACCAUGUGCAGAAUACAACAGCUACCUCUCCGACUCCACCGGCUACACCUUACGCUACCACCACAUGCGUCUCGCUCUCGCCCAUCAAAGACACGGCCCCGCUCACGGCCUUCCCCUGUCCGCGUUUUCGUACACCAGCAGCUCCAGUAUCACUCUGUUCCAAACCCCUGUCCAGACGUCCAUUAGCCACGAAGCCCAAAUCUGCAACGGUAGGUUCUUGCUGCACACCACCUUCUCCAUCCUACUCCCCUCCUGGGCCGCGCACCACAAGAACCUCAUCGGACACCUGUGGCCCCUACUCCCGCCCACGCUCACACAACACCGCACAGGUGAGUACGGGCACACGGGUCUCAUGGCCGCGCUGGACAACGUGGCGAGGCGGGGCUGGCUCGUGCUGGGCGCACAGUCCUGCUCUGACUGUCAGACGGACUGGGCGGUGACGGCGUUCCAGAUCCCGAGCAGCGUGGCAGGCGAAUUUGUGCGGCUGAAUAUCCAGACGUGGCGCGAUCUUGGGACGGGUAGGUCGCCCUUCGAUACAGAGUGGCGCGCGCAUGGUCCAUUUAUCGCGGGCAUGCAGGAGUACGGGGUCAGGGAGGAGAUGAGUAGGGAGAAGGGCAGUGUGAGGAGGGCUUUUGAGGAGUCGAUGGGGAAGACUGAGAGGGGGGUGAGGGAGAGGAGCGAUGGUGUGUGGGAGAGAUUGGCGUACUCGUGGCAGCUGGAUAAGAAGAGGGACGAGGAGAGGGAUCAGGAGAAGGAGUGGAGGGCGAUUUGGAAGUAUAUUGCACGCAGGGCGGGGGCUGAGUCUGGCAAAGCCUAG